This is a messenger RNA of Ectocarpus sp. CCAP 1310/34, 977 nucleotides long. Lineage: Eukaryota; Phaeophyceae; Ectocarpales; Ectocarpaceae. The record is from the annotation of a GenBank genome assembly.
AUGGAGGACAGCGGUUCUUAUGUCGACCCAAAUGAGGCUAGUGAUGAUGAGGAUGACGAUGCCGAGUUUGAUAUGGGCCCAUCGUACAAACCGCUGUAUGCUGCGAACUCGCAAACUCUGGUCUCAACACGCGAGGGACAGCUCGGCGGCAGCGACGAGUCAUCCGAGCCGUACACCCGGAGAAACAAGCAUCCCGGCGGCGACAAGUUCAGCCUAUCGGACGACCUGAAGGCGAGCCUACCGAAGGUCGACAAAGCAGGGCUAUCAGCUUUGCGGUCUUUCGUCAACGGCAAGGGCCAGGCUCUACCAUUCACGUUCUUCGAGAAGACAUUCCCGAAGGAGGCGCAGGACAUCGUCCUGAACGAGGAAGAAGGUGGUUCGUGGCUUGCAGGAGGUUCCGACGAAGGAAAUGACGGAUCUCGAGAGUACGCCUUCGAGCGCAAGCACCUGUACAGCGUGAUGGGUAUCCUCAUCACCGCCGGACUGACCAAGAAGCCGAGGAUCAUCGAUCACUGGGCCGUCGGAGCCCACGACAACUACCCCCUGGUCCGGGCCUGCAUGCCUCGAGACCUCCAUCCUGUUCUACGGCCGCUUCUUCCACUUGGCACCUCCCACCGGCAAGCUCAAGAAGGAUGAUCCCCAGUACGACAGCAAACACCACAUCAGGUAUGCCCCAUAGAAAAACACGCACGCCAACAGACUGCAAUUGUAGGUACGGUGGAUGGGCAUGUUAUACUUUCGUUUAGAGGAUAUUUUAUUUUAUUUUCAGUUUUGGGGACCAAUAUGGGGUGAUGUUUGCCCUUGGCGCUGUGUCGUCUCCUUCGCCCUCUCAGCAGAAUGGCCUAAAUAUUGCUGAAUAGAAAUUGGUCGAAUACGAACCGUUUGGGUCCACUGGAAGCUGCUUUGGAACAGAGUGUGUGUCGUAAUCGGAACACGAAACAUCCGUAUCGGUGUCGGUCUUUUUAUUCGCUCAGGUU